This is a messenger RNA of Corythoichthys intestinalis (scribbled pipefish), 13061 nucleotides long. It is a transcript of the gene hnrnpa3, whose product is annotated as heterogeneous nuclear ribonucleoprotein A3. Gene Ontology annotation, cellular component: catalytic step 2 spliceosome. Gene Ontology annotation, molecular function: mRNA 3'-UTR binding. NCBI's taxonomy places the organism in Eukaryota, Metazoa, Chordata, Actinopteri, Syngnathiformes, Syngnathidae. The record is from RefSeq and is a predicted model, not a curated record. The coding region runs from base 471 to 1535 and encodes 354 amino acids. The transcript is spliced from 11 exons. Gene Ontology annotation, biological process: mRNA splicing, via spliceosome.
UUGUCGUUGCGUCUUUCAUCUUUGCUCUUUGUUGCUCGCCUUCUAAAAGCUCGCGCAUGUGUGUUUUGAAUUAACAUUUGAGCUAGCGGAAGCGCUAGCAGGAUUUAGCGUCGCAUGCAGCUGUGGGCCGAAUUUAUUGAAAUAGCCGCUUUAAACGUUCUAUUGUAAAAUUACUUUUGUUAAAGUGUUAUUUUCAUUAUUUAACUCAACCAUGUCUUGUAUAGUGUGUUUCUAAACCGACAUACCUCGUUAUGGCAUACGAUUCGUAAUAUCAAUCCACAGUAAUACACGGUGUGUCGAAAGUAGGUAUCGUGUAUUGUUUUAUUGGAUUGAUUUAUGUGUGCCGAUACAGUGAAAAAUGGCAGAUAAUUUGAAUCAAUCCUUGAUUCUAUGGCACCAUUUGACAGGUACCCACGAAGAAAGGGACUUUUAAAGAAAAGUAAGGAAAGGUGCAAAUUAAAAAGGGGGAAAUGAAGGAAGGAAGGCGAGAAGAAAAAAGCAGGUCUAUGUUGGAAGGAAGGGAGGACCGUGACUGUAAAGAACCGGAGCAGCUCAGGAAGCUCUUUAUUGGUGGUCUGAGCUUCGAAACCACAGAGGAGAGUUUACGGGCCCAUUUCGAGCAAUGGGGAACACUGACAGACUGUGUGGUGAUGAGAGAUCCCAGCACCAAGCGGUCAAGAGGCUUUGGCUUCGUGACCUAUUCCUCCAUGAUGGAGGUGGAUGACGCCAUGAAAGAAAGGCCUCAUAAAGUUGACGGACGAGUUGUUGAGCCCAAGAGGGCCGUGUCCAGAGAGGAUUCCAAUAAACCGGGCGCUCAUCUGACAGUGAAGAAGAUCUUUGUGGGCGGUAUCAAGGAGGACACAGAAGAGUACCACAUCCGAGACUAUUUCAAGAAAUAUGGCAAGAUUGAAAGCAUCGAAAUCAUGGAGGAACGACAAACCGGCAAGAAAAGAGGCUUCUGCUUUGUCACAUUUGACGAUCAUGACACCGUCGACAAAAUUGUUGCUCAGAAAUACCACACCAUCAAUGCCCACAAUUGUGAGGUCAGGAAAGCACUCUCCAAACAAGAAAUGAACGUGAUGUCCAAUUCCAGGGGGAGAAGUGGAGGCUCCAGUAACUUCAUGGGCCGAAGUGGUAAUUACGGCGGUGGCGGUGGCAACUAUGGUCGAGACAACUAUGGUGGAGGAAGAGGUGGUUACGAUGAUUUUGAUGGUCCUGGUUCAAAUUAUGGUGGUGGUGGAGGAGGAGGUGGUUAUGGAGGGCGAAACUAUGGAGGAGGAGGAGGAGGAUAUGGUAAUCAGGGUGGUGGAUUUGGUGGCGGCUGCGAUGGAGGUUACCGGGGUAAUGGUGGAGGUUACGGCGGAGGCGGAAAUUACAAUAAUUGUGACAACUAUGGUGGCCAUCAGUCCAACUACGGGCCCAUGAAGGGAAACAGUUUUGGUGGCAGAAACUCAGGUGGUCCAUAUGGAGGUGGCUAUGGCUCCGGCGGAGGUGGUGGUGGUGGCGGCGGUGGCUACGGCUCAAGGCGCUAUUAAACAUUACAUUGAUGUGGAAAGCGGACGAAAAUCUGUAAAGACGCGAUAACAUGGAAGGGUCUGGAUGGGUAAGAUUUUUUUUCCAAAUAUUAUACAAGGAUGUUGAAAAAAAUCAUUAACUUAAGUCAACUCAAAUAAUUAUACAAGUGUUAAAUAUAAAUAAGAAAACGGGUCUUACAGGCGACAUCCCUGAUCUAAACCCCCAGUUAAAACUUGAAAUAAGAGGUCCAGUCUUGUUCUACAUUAACUUUCAUAAUAAGUUGAGGCUAAUGAGCAUUAUCUGAAAAGGGCUGCAAUGAUUGAAAUUGUGCUAAAUUGGUAUAUUUGCCAAGUUGGUUUCUUGCUCAGUGCUAUUUAAAAAAAAAAAAAAAAAAAAAAAAAAAGGAAAAUGACAUUAAGGAAUCCCUUGCUAUCCCAACCAGGUAUUAUCCUACACAAGAUCCUUUUAACAUUAGAUUUCUUUACAUUUCUGCUCAACAGACUAUCCUACAUGCCAAAACUUUAUGAAUUAAAAUGUUAUUGUUGGUUUCACGAUCUACAAACUCCGAAAGGUUAGGCAUGAGCCAGUUAGCAGUUUAAAAAAAAACUCCUUUUCAAAAAUGCUAAAACAUCAGUGUUUCAAUCUCUUUUCAUAUUCUAAGAAUUACUUACUGUUUUAUUAUACUAUUUUAUUUCGAAAAGUUGUAUUUUGUUUCUGCUCAGGUAGGACAAAAAUAAAAAUUCUAGCUCAAAACUUAAAAUGAGAAAACCAAGGCCAAACACUGAAAUAAUACAUUUAUUUAUAUAUUGAUUCUUUGCCUGGAUCAUUUUCGGCACUUAGCAAAAUUUGUGUCAAAGUAAACUCACUUGUUGCUUCAUAAGUGAUGUGUUGGUAUAUUAACCAGAAGACAAACAACUGUGGGCAAUUAAGUUUUUACACACGUUUACAAAUAAUAAUUUAAAAAAGUAAAUAAAAUGAAAGCAAUCUCUUCAGUCUAAAAUACUGUAAAAAUGAUUUGGCAAGGAUCUUUGCUAAACAUCAGUGUUAUUGCACACAGUUAACAUCCUGUUAAAAACUACUUGGCUCACAGCCAUCACACAAAUACAGUACUAAGAAAGCAAUGACAAGAUGGAUUACUGGCCUUUAAGGACUUGCUCACAAAACCUCUGUAGAGGCUAAAAUCCUUACAUUUGUUAAGGUUUACUUUGAAUAAGACUAUCAUUGGAGCCUUAGAACAGCAAAGCUGUAGUUAUAGCAGUGACCAGGAUUUUCUGGGAAUUUUUUUGUGGCGCAGAAACUUCUAAGCCAAUGACUUAUUUGUUACACACAAACAAGUAAUUACUUGCAGCCUAACCAUAGACUUCAUAAUGAUAUUGAAGGGACAAGGGGCGCAUGGCUGAUUAAUAGGUGACCUGCAUUGUUGCCGUGGCCAUCAAAGCUGACCGAGUGGAAUCACAGAAGAGCUUUCUUCAUUGAAAAUUCUUGUGAAUAAAUGCUUAAAUCCCUAAAUUCUUUAUAGUUAUGGACGUAAAACAGUCUUGACCCUUGGUUUGAAGCAAAAAAAACAAACGUGCAGUUAGCAUAUAUUUUACGUAAAUAUGUUGAAGUACGAUGCUAGUCUGUCAGUCAAUGUGGCGGCCGCCAUAUGUAAACACAGCUUUUCCGGUGGAAAAUUAUUGUAAAUAAAUGCUUAAAUCCCUGAAUUCUUUAUAGAUAUGGAUGUAAAACAGUCUUGGUUAAAAGCAAAAAAAAACUGCAGUUAGCUUUUAUUUUACGUAAAUAUGUCGAAUUAUGCUAGCCUGUUAGACAAUGUGGCGGCAGCCUUACAACAAAGAGCUUUUUACGUUGAAAAUUCUUGUGAAAAAACGAGAAAUAUAAUGAUUACCUUGAAUCCUCGAACAAAUCAUUCCUAAGACAAUCCUUCCUGUUUGUAUGCGGUACAGCUUUCGUACUUUACAAGAUAAAUCCGGCGUUUGAUCGCUGCAUGUGUCGCUGUGACCGACUGCAAAUAACUAAAGCAGACUGGGAUAGCCCCCUACUUGGAGGCAUGGCACAGUGAAGGUCGAAUCUGAUCCGUCAAUAUCAUUAUGAAGUCUGUAGCCUAACCUACCGAACGUAUAAUUUUAUCUGCAAUGCCAAAGCCAUAGCUAAGGCCAGUAACAGCCCUGUAAUGAAUGACACACAUUAGCAUUGCGUUUGUUAGUUUUAUGUUUUAUUAUCAUUCUUUUAAACUGGUAGAUAAAUGAAUGUUGUAUAAAAUAUUUAGGAAUUAGGAAAGAUCUCCCUUAUUGCUAUUAACAUUCAAUAGAGAUUAUGCAUGACUUUGGUUUGAAUAAAGGUAUUUUUCUUGGAUUUGUGUUUUAUUAUUAUGUAAUGUUCUUAGUGAGAUAAUGUUUAUACAUUUUUUAUAACAAGUUUGCGGCAUGGUUUUUACCUAUUUAGCUAUGUCACUUUCCCUCUUUAAACAAACACCACGCACACACGCAUGCAUACGGGCUUGGCGGUUAAAGGUGGUGUUUGUGUGUGAAAGUGCAUGGCAGGCAAAUAGUGAUUGUGUGUUGCUUGUAGGCCUAGUCGGAUCAUUUUAAGAGUGUCUUGCAUCAACAAUUGUGGCCUUUGUUGUGCAACAAUAAAGCAGCGGGUGUGACUUAACUGACCUCUGUAUUAAAAGAUUUAGGUUACCGGUACUGUACAAAUAACUGCAGUAAAUGAAGGGGAAAUGAUUGGGACUUGGUCAAAAGCCCCAAGUUAUCUUAAUUUGCAGCUAUGUGAGACUUUCAAGUCCAGAAGUAACCCAAAUGUGUGGUGAGUUAUGCAACAACGCUACAGACUUUAUAUCCAUCUGGUUUCCAGUCUGGUAUAGACUUGCAAUGCUAUGCUUUCAUAGAAAAAUGAGGCCAUAUAGCUCUGGGAUGGUUUAUUGAAAAGCAUAAGAAUGUGCAGCAAAUCAUAGGGUGUUUGGUUAACGAUCACUUAGCAUACAUAUACAAUAUACCGUAUGAAUAUUUACAUGUACAGUAACAGUUAUUCAUCUCAGAUGUCUAUUUACAAAUAAUCACGUCAACUAAGAAGGCAGAGUACAAAAGAGAUAAAAUAUCAAAAAUAUUACAACAUCCAGGAAGAACCAAAAACUAUACAAUAAUUCUGCAGAGCUACUGAUACUUAAAGCUGAGAAAUUUGUUGCAUAGUGCGACUACAUGGCUGCAGUACAUUACUAGAAAGGGGUUGGUCUUAGCUUUUGAUAGUCUUUUUAGUACGAGGAACGAGGAAGACGCUACCUUCAGUGGACUGCUGCAGCGAGAAGUCUGAUGGGGAGAUGGAGUUGCCAUCCUCGUCCUUCAACAUGCUGAACACGUCCAGGUACAGGCUGUUCAGCUUUCUCUUCAUCUCUCUUAGGCUGCUCACAUUGCGGGACUUCUCACCCAGCAGACGUACUUUCUCCUCUUUGAGCGAGUCCAAAUCGUUCUCCAGCCCCACGAUGUUCUCCAUUUUGCGCUUGCGGCAGUUCUGUGCCGCCACCUUGUUCUUGCCACGGCGGCGGAUGUCCCGAACCAGGGCCAACUGGGUCUCAUUCAGCUGGUUCUUUGAGAUUAGCUCAUUGUAGUCGUCAACAGGCAGGUUUAUGAUCAUGUCGAUGCUGAAGGGGAUCUUGAGGGCUUUAGCCCUCUGUUCGUCUCUAGAGAGACGAGAAUCUGACCCUCUCUUGCGUUUGUCUUUAGUGAAAGGUGAGGAACAGUGCCCGUUGUCCUCUGACAGAUCUGUCAUUUGUCCUGUUGGCUCAUCUUCCUGGCUCUGCAAGUGGCCCGUUAAUGUGGACAAAGGAAAGACUCGUUGAUCAUCAUCAGGUUGAAAAUUCAAUGAGAACAUUUCAGAGUAGUCAGAUUUUGCACUGCCAGGGUUCUGUUCCAUCUCAUCCAUCUCAGAAUCACUACCGUCGAAACCCUCAUCGCCAUACAGAGAUUUCCCAGGUGAGCAUGCGUGGGGACUUGAGGAGAGUCCAGAGUCUAAGUCAGGCACUUCUGCAGGCACAUUGCAUCUUCCCCGCUCAAAUGUAUCAGGUGAGAGGCUGUACAAAGUGUGAACAUCGGACACGAUAUUGCAUUUUUUUUCUUCAAGAUCCUGUUGACUGCUGCUCCCCUCCGUUAUGGGGUCAGGGUAAAAUGUGUUGCAAAAGCUAUUAAGGUUGAAAUGAGUGUUUAACUGGGGAACUUCUGAUUUGAUUUGGUUUGCAUUGUCUGCUGGGGUGAUGUUGGGAACUGAGCUAUCAAAUGUAUUUAUAAAAACUGUAGGACACAUAUUUAAAGUAUUCUUCUCUUUCCCUGGACUGGACAUGGGGUAAAGGGAGUAGUUUGGAUCCUUUGCUUCAGUGCUGUUUAGAAGGGGGUAGGCCGUCGUCUCUAGUGCCUCUUCUAUUUGUAGGGUCAGGCAUUGCUGAAAACAAAUUUUUAAAAAAACUCAGUACAAGCAUUUUUUUUUUUGCUAUGUGAGCAAAGUAUUGACCCUGAACAACCACAACACCUUCCUGCAAUAUUGUCCUCAUAAACUUGCUUGAGUGAGACGAAGAUUUUGGCAGACAAUAAUUAAGGCACUAUUAAAAUUCAACUUACGUCAUACAAAUUAAUGUCCAAUGUGGCAACACACCCGUCAACUAAUUAAACACAAUUGCUUAUUGCAUGAGACAUUUUCUAAAGAAUUGUAUACAGUACAUGUUUAUAGAUUCAACAUCUGUUCUUCCACAAAGCUGUUAAAUCUGACGAUACGCUGUCCCAUAUGUCCCUUUUGCUAAAUUACAUAAUGGCUACUAUAACGUGGCAGUAACGUGGAUCCAGUGUUAUCUACAAAAUGCAGCAAGGAGAGACUUGUCGAGAGCCUGUCAGUAUAAACGACUGCUGUGAAAAGUGAGCUUCACCCAUUACCUCAAGCUGUUAUCUAAUGCCUUCCAAAAAGAAAGGGUUAAAGAUUGCUACACGACUACUGCCGCUAUGCCAUGUUCCCAUGCAUACCGGUGCACCAGCAAAGCUUUCCAAAACUGAGUAUUUAUUAGAGUGGAACUAUGUGUAUAAAUAAUUGUUCCUGUGACCAAGCUACUCUAUACAGCAAAUUAUUCAGCUCGUACCUGCAGCUCAGGAAGUGACAGCAGCUCCAUCCAAGCCUGCUCGAUAUCCAGAGACUCCUUCUGUGACUGGGGUGCUGUCAGAGGAUCUGGUGAAAGUGUUAGAGGGGCCAAAGAUGGCUGCUCGGGGGAUGUCAAAACGCUGCAGCUGCUGGCACUCGUUUCCAGGCCAACAGGCACAUCCUAGGAGGUAAAGCAUAUGGUUAUUUACAUUUUACAAAUGUUGUGUUGAAGGACCUGGAGUAAAUUACCUCAUUUUCCUCAACUGGAAACGUCUCUGCGAGGAGUUGCAAGCAUUCAUCAAAUGACAACGUCUCAGCACUCUGCUGUGUAAAGCUGACAUCCUGUAAUGGACGUUUAUUGACUUUUUAUUAUGUACCACCAGCUAGAAGAAACAAAAAUGUAAACAAAAAAAAGCCUACAGGUGCCUUAUUCGGUUGGAAAACGUUACUCUGAAGCCUUCAAGGAGAGUGCUAGGCACAGAGCUGCCAGGCUGGAAUUUUAGCUUAACAGUUAGCACGCUUGACUACCAACCGGUGACGUUUUUGGUACAGUGAGCAGGAACUCACCAUUGUACAACAGUGGUACGAUCAAUUGUGAGUGCCCCAAUUAUUAGUUUAUGAGCCACAAGCUUGGUUUAUCAGAGUAAUAACAGUAUGAUAAGGGGUUGCCAUAUUUGUGGAAUUUUCUAAAAUACAUGGAAUGAGCACUUCUUCAUAAUCCUUUGUUUAAAAAAAAAAAAAAAAACUAUUGUGAAGGGCAGAAGGAUUGUUUGAUGAAAAGUAAAUGACCUAUUUUACUCCUCUCAAAUAAUGUCCCAUUUUUGCCAUUUAAAUGGAAUCCUCGCCCAGGUACACCACAGUAGUUGUGACAUUGAUUUUGCGAACGCUUCUGAAUUUUUGAAUGUGCAAGAUUAUUGGUGGAUAAUUUAACUGAAUCAGAGCGCAGUUUCCUGACUAAUGAAUGGAAAUCUGCACUUUAGUCACAGAACAUUUUAAACUUGUUUGUCAAGGUACACAGUAUAUUACAAGACAUCUAGAAUCAAAGACGAGCAACACUACAGGGCAACCUUUGCCUCACUAAUGACUCGAGUCAGUAACUUAGCAACCACAAAAAGAAACAGGAGUGGCUUGGCCCGUUCAUGCAUAACAGAGUUCAUGUGUGGGUACCUGUGCAACCUCCAAUGGCACGGAAGUUGACUGCAGUGGUGCGCUGGGUAACAGCCGUGGCACAUACUCCCCCGUCUCCUCGUCAAGCUGCAACUGUGCCAGGAGAGCCUUUUCCUGCUCACGGAGUAGGUGCAGCCUCUUCUCCUCCGCUAGCUCCUGCUGCCUCUGCAGCUCGUGCGCCUUCUGACGGUGGCUAUAGUCAAACACCUCACGCCGCGCCCCCAGAUCAAUGUCCUGCCUCCACAGAAUGUCGAUCAGUUCCAUGUCCUGGAAAGAAAAAGCAGUACGUUAGGAUUGGUGGCACAGUGGGAACAAUGGGCGGAGGGAGGACAAAUGAAGCCAGCCAGUGGAAAAUGUGGCUGCACCUGCCACACCCUGUCCCCCGCUGCACCUUGCUGACAACGUAGCCAUUAAUGGCACGGGUGAACAAUAGUUGUUACUGCUAAUAUUUAGCCAGUUGACACCACAUACAAAAAGUCCUCCAAUUUUGUGGAAGGUAUAAAUGUAUCACUCGUUUAAUUUUCACAGUUGAAGUCUCACUCAGCCACACAAUGUGUUACAAUACACCUGAAGUCAUUUUUUAAUCCGGCUUGUCCUCACGAAUAAGCAAGUAUCUAUUCCAGCUGAUAAUGGGCGAAUCAAGCAAUACAUCUUGGACAGAUCGCCAUACAAUCACAGGAGAUUGCUGGGCUAGUUUUGUGGGAGGAAGCUGGAGUACUGUGAGAAAAGUUACACAAUCAGGAGAACAUUGAAAUUUUACGUGAAGGCUAGAAUCGAGAUUUGAACCCUGAACCUCAUAAAAAUGAGGCAGGCGCAAUUGAAUAAAAAACAAAAAAUAAUAAAUGAUCUUAUUCACAUUCACACAGCUUGCAAAGAAAAAAUGCCAUUACAUUCCCAGAUUUCUUUAGAAUGUUGACACAAUAUAAAUACAGUAUAUGUGUCCCAUAAUUUCACAAAUUCUUUCGGUUUUCCUUUCGCAAUGUAAGUCAGUCUUUCCAUUCCUAUGCCUUGCGACAGUCCAAUUAUGUACUUUCUUGAUUUUAAAGCACUACAUUUACAAUUAUUGUGUAACUUUUCUGAAUUUAAGAAUAUUAUUUCGGUCUUCCAUAAACAUAUUGACUUAGUUACUCGUAAAUGUGUAUAUUUGGUGUCGUUUGUGCUAUGAUUUAGCAAGUGCAAAUAUGUGUACUUCAUUUAUAGUCAACGAUGACUUAUACGAGCUCCACAGUUGAUAUUUUCGCUUCCUUAACGUUUAAGCCUCUGCUGGAUAGCACUUAAAAACCAAAAAGAUAGGUCUUUUUAAACAAGGCCAUUCCAAAAUAAACUGUGUUCUUUGAGUUAAUAACCAGAACUUAUUUACAGAAGGAAACCAUUUCACAAGCACCCUUGAAUGUUUCGUCAACCAACAUGUGUGGAAGUCUUUAAAAGCAUGUGACUAGUAUACGGCUCAGAAGUAGACAUAAUUCAUAUGGAAGCAUGUGACUUGUAUAUGGCUCAGAAGUAGACAUAAUUCAUAUGGCUUUCAUACAUUGGUCUCAAUAAAAGGAAAACUGGCUAGGGCCCAAAGCUGAACCAAAUGGAAUGUGUAAAAUUAAGAUUCAUUUCAGUGACCAAAUCCUUGCCUCUGUGUUGCAUCAUAUUAAAAGAUAACUCAGACUGACCAUUUGGCAUUUACACAGGCUCCAAACAAUCCAUGUAGACAGGCAUCGCACAUCCUAGCUUUGUAGAUAAGACACGAAAUGUUGAUAUCUCAAAAAACAAUUGACGUUCCUGGCACACUGCCUGUGGGCCAUCAUCUCAUCACAAAUAAUAUAAGCAACUUUAAACAGUUUACCGUCACCAGGCCUUCUUUGCCACCAGAACAAGGAAACUAAGACCAUUAAAAUAAGGACGUGUUUCCCUGUCCUCACUACACUAACAAUGAACAUUUGUAUGCAACAUGCAAAACCGCAUGCCUUCCAUUUAGACAAUUAUCCUGUUGUCAACAUUUUAAACCAUUACAGACACACCAUGAGAUCAAGUCACAAAUGCUGUCAAAAUAGGUGAGAGUUGAGAAGACUGCAUUUUGGGAAAUUGUUCUUUAAAGUACUCUUCUCUAAUUUAAAAAGGAAAAAAAGUACACAAAGGGGACAAACUCCUUUCAUCAUAUCAGCCUACAUGGCCUCUUGACCGCUCAUGAUAGAACACACACAUGUCCCAAAACAGCAAAGUGGCUUCAGUAAAACUCAUGGAUUAGGGGAGCCUCAAACCACCAUAAUUUAAAGUGCGUACGACAGGAGAAAAAAAGUCUUAAAUAGGAUUAUUAUGUGAAUUAGAAUCAUAUUUUGAAACGAUUCGACGAUAUACAACAAUUUCGCAAAGCGCAGAUGACGAGAAAUUAGUCUUUUAAUCUGCCGAUUAGCCACGUCUACCAUUAUAGGGCUCUGGCGUCCCCAACAGGUGGAUGGCGUCAGCGGAGUCACGAUUUCAUCUGAUUUAGUAUGCAGCCAAUUGAGGGGGAAUUAUUCACAACGAGGAAAACGUGACGAAUAGAGCCGCAAAAUAUCAUUGUUUCAGUCUCUCUACUCCAAUAUUUUUACAGGAUAUUUUCUUUGUCCGAGUAUUUUUUCCCAAUUGCUAAAUAAAUUGCUUCAGAAGGACCAGUCAGCCCGUUGAGGGGGAAUUAUUCAGAACGAGGAAAACGUGACGAAGAGAGCCGCAUAAUGUCAUCGUUUCAGUCUCUCUACUCCAAUAUUUUUACAGGAUAUUUUUAUCCAAGUAUUUUUCCCCAAUAGCUAAAUAUAUGGCAUGAUCAUGACCAGUGUUGUUAAUAACGCCGUUAUUUUUUUCAGUAGUGGGUAAUUUAAUUAAUUACUUUUCUCAUCUUGGCAACGCCGUUACCGUUACUGAGGACGGAAAGGCAUGCAUUACUAUGCGUUAUUAUAUUGGUCGAAAAGUCUGAGGGAGACGGACUCACCGAGACGACAGCAGAGCAGGAGUGGGGAGGAGGCAAGAAAGUUGUGACGUCGAGCAAACGCGAUGCUAGGUAGCUCCAAUAAUACAUGUUGUAGCCGAUAGCCUACAAACUACGCCCGCAUGUUAUGGUAGAUAUCACAUAUACUGUAUAUAGAUAUAACUAGAUGCAAAAUGACAGACACGGCACUAGAUGCGUUAGUAAACAGCCGCCAUCUUAAAGCAGUAGACUUUUUAGGACGGCUCUGUUGUAGACCGGCCUAGCGAACCUGAGUAACUUUUUUAUCUAAAAUACUUCUAAAUCGGCAAAAUCUUGACUUGAAUCUAUCUUUAAAUGAUGAAACAGUUUUAAAACUUUCAUAUGUCGAAAGUAGAGAGAAGGGAACUAAUGCAAUAAUGAGAGCAAUUUUAACAACUUUUAACAGUUGAUUCAGGGUAAAGGGUAAAUUAGGGUAAAGAAUUGGGCUCGGGCCAAUUGUACCAAAAACCUUCACAAAAAAAUUCACAUAGUGUGGCCAAUGUUUUUUUUUUUUUUUUUUUGAGGGGGAAAAAAAGUAAUUAUCACCAAUUACUUUGCCAAGUAACUAAUUACUCUUACAUUCAGGUAAUUGAGUUACUAACGCAAUUACUUUUUGGGAGAAGUAAUUUGUAACUAUAAUUAAUUACUUUUUUUCAGUAAGAUUAACAACACUGGUCAUGACAAAUAACAGUCUUGUGCUAAAUGGAAUAUGAAAUAAUAAAAAUGCAUUUAUUCAAGACGACAUGGCAAAAUUACUCGAUAAUGGUCAAAACUGUUGACUUCACCUUUACUGUCGCACUCCCGACUGAUAUUUUAUGCAACCUAAAUCGGGCUUACGUCAUUUCCCUUCCCCGGCUUUGGGGAAUGUAAACCAACCAAGAGGCGUGAAAACUAGCUGACAUGCUAACCCGAACCGCGUGAUGUUUCAAAGUCUUCGAAGCAGAAAAUCACACAUAACUAGCCCAAAUCAUUUCACAUGACGAGUGGGUUGUCGAUUGUCUCCGCCGAUCGGCAAACCGCCCGGCGGAGAGCAAUUUACAGCUCGUUCCCCUACUACUACGGACAGGAGAGCUCGUCGGGGAAGCAGCUGGACAAUGACCGCCGAACAAACCGGCCGACGUCGGAGGAGCGUGUAGCUGCUAAAUGGUCAGCACGAAUAUGGCAAAAUAAUGCUUUACUACACGUAAACAGCGAGAAACUCAGUGGAGGAGGGCGGCUGCAGUUGUUUUCCAGCUAACAUGUGCAGCUAAUGUGUAUGAGGAGAGAUUUUAACAUGCCCAUCCAUGAUCAAAUGUAAGUAGUCCUUUAUUUAAAGAAAGUUUGUAGUGUUUACUUUGUAAUCACUGUAUUCGCGGCUAUUUCUAACUCAAAGUUGCAAUUUCUGAUCGGUCGGAAAAUUUGACAAAACACUUGGCACGGCUCUCCCGGCGGGGGGGAUGUGCGACAAGCCGCCGGUCGUCGGCCGAGGGGACAAGGAGCAUGUCAGCCACAAAAUGCAAGCCACCUACAUAUUAAAAUGAUCCCAGUAUUUGACAUAAUACAAAACACGAUGUUUACUCACUUCCUCGUAAGUCCCAUGGUCCCACAGUAGCAAGGCUUGUUUUGGCCAAUAUCCACUGGUGAAUGGGAACCUUUUGAAACCCCAAAAAGGCGCACACGCAUCUCACUCGUACAGCAAGAUUUUUCUGCAGCCGUUUGGCUGGCGUGAUGCGAAAAAUAAACGUAUUAAUCCGUAAAAUCAGCUGAAUCCUUAGUCCUUCUCAUACAACAGUACGGUUGUAUAGUGAAUAGGACUCCUUCCUCCAUACAUGUCACAGCACCCUAUUUCUCAACUCGAGACUGUUGAAGGAAGUCACUCAUUUUCAUGGCACGGGAUUCCAAAAACUAAAUAAAUAUAGCGGUCACUUCCACACACAUCCAAGCGGUCCGUUUCAUUCAGGAGCAUAAAAUACCGCAUGUAUUAUGAAAUAAACAUGCUUUUUCGUGUCACAGGCACUUUAAGCACAAUAAUGAUAGCUCUCCAUUCCCCACAACACAUAGAAUAUGUUGUUUCUUUCCUUUUACUGUAUUACAGGAGCUGUAGAUUGCUGUACAUGGAAGUAAAUAUGUAUAUAUAUCCAGCACAUGACUCGAGGACGUAGGAGAUAUGGGACGGAUUCUGACGCGUAAAGUAGCUCAUUGUGCACCGAUCGUAAACCACAAAUGUCCUCUCCCAUCCUGUAGUAUUUUGGAAACAGCUGUCAUUUGUGAAAAAACAAACACUACUCCGCUACUUUGGGCUACACUAGUCAUU